Alternaria viburni is the source of this 2337-nucleotide messenger RNA. RefSeq lists its product as uncharacterized. The record is from RefSeq and is a predicted model, not a curated record. Bases 1 to 2337 code for a protein of 778 amino acids. The transcript has a single exon. NCBI's taxonomy places the organism in Eukaryota, Fungi, Ascomycota, Dothideomycetes, Pleosporales, Pleosporaceae.
AUGGCGAACGAGCAGGAUUACUUUGCUAGACAGGGCGCGUUGCAAGUAAACACACAGCAGAACAUGUCGAAUACAUGUCCGCCAGAUAUGACAGCAGAGGAGGAGGCGGUCGGCGACCUAGACGAACCCCCUGAACCUCGCGCGCAACGCCCUGCCCCCCUGGUGCUCCAGCAUUCCUCCUCCACAUCCUUCACCAAAUCGAAACCCGUCAUCGAUCGCAAAGCAUCGCUUCUCACAUCCGCGCUCAAGUCGGGCUCGAACGCGAGCUCGCCUGUUGAGGAACACUCGGAUGCGAGCCCCGUCCGCGGCAUGUCGUGCGUCUCGACAUGGAGUAACAACAGCGGCACCGCAGAUCUCACUAGCGACGGAGGCUUCACGAGCCCUGGCACACGGCCCUGCACGCCGAGCCCGCCACUUCCUUCGGCAGCGUUCCACAGCAUGCUGCCCACGUUCAACAACAAACCGUUGGAGUUACCCAUCUCCGUGGUCUCACACGACGACGAGAACAUCACCCCAGUACCCAAGACCGCGCCUGCUCAGAGCACCGAGCAGAGCAUCGAGGCUGUUCUGGGAAGGAAGAGGCGCAUCAUGUUUGCGUGCGGGCCCAAGGAGGACAAGAAGCCAGCAGAGGCACCUGCAAAGCCCGCGCCUGUGCCUACUCCCCAGGCCGAGGAACCUCCCAAGCGCGUCUGCACCAUCAAGUUCGCGUGCCCAUCCAAGCCAUCUACAGAAGCAGCGCCGAAACCCCGCCGCAUGGCCAGCCCCGCACCGCCACCACGCCGGAUACCCUCGUCUCCCAAGCCAACCACCAAAGUCCAUCGCGACUCCGAUUCUACGGUCCGCAACAAUUCCCCCGUGAGCGUGCGUAAAGUCCGCCCGGUUGACCACACGCGGCGCUUGAGUUCCAACUCCGAUCUUGCCCGCUGUGAAGCAUACCGGUUCCACGAGUUUGCUAGCUCAGAAGAGGAGGUCGAAGAGUGGACUCAAGAAGUUACCUGCCAUCGAAGCCGGCUUACGGUCCAGGAUACGCUCAAGAUUGAGAACAACCUGCGUAAGCUGGGCGAGGAGGUCGCUGAAGAGGAAGCCAUUGACGAAGAGGACGAGGACGAUGAUGAGGACAACGUCGAAAUGGAUGAUGACGAUGACGAUCUGCUAGACGAGGAUGAAGACGCCGCGUACAGCGAUGCGACUGAUGAGGGUUUCCAGACUGAUGAUGAGAACGGAUUUGCCGUCUCAGAUGAUGACAGCGAUGCCGGGUCUGACUACGACUGGUGGGCGCCUGGAGCAUCAACUGCAGCGACAUCUGUAGAGCACCUGGAACAGCUUCGACUGAAGACUCACCGAACCGUCUCUGAAUCAUCGAUUGGGUCUUUGGAGAGCCGCGAGGGUCUCAAGAUCAUGGACAAGCCUUCCAAGCGCAGAAAGUCAUCGAAGCCGGUCAACAUCCGCGUUCCCACCCCUGAGCUGCCCGACAGUACAGACUUUGUUUGCGGUACGCUUGAUGAGGAUAGGCCAGCUGAAGCUGCGUACAUGUCGACACUCGAACGUCGACGUGCGGCCAAGCACAAGCCCACUCCACAGGACAUUGACCCUACCUUCCCAACAUCGGAUCCGGAGCUUCCUGACGAUGAUGAGGAUGAGGUCUCUGAAGACGAGAAAGCUUCCGAGACUGAUCAUCUCAUGAUUCAUGGCCGCAUGGACCCUGUCAACAUCGAUGGACGAGGUCGCCGCAAAGAGGUUUCAAAGAAGCGUUCUCCUCUGCCAUCACCGAAGCGCUUACGAUCUCCUCCACCCGCAAAGCGUGCUGUGCAUCGCUCCCCUCCACCACGCAAGCUGUUUGGAAACUCCCCCAAGCGCCACCAUUCUCCUCCGCCUCCAAUGCGCCUUAGGUCUCCACCACCUACACGUCGCGGCUCCGUCAACCCUGUGAACAUGACCACACGUCAGCGCAGCGAUACCUCCAUCCGCUUCGCCGGCAUCGCCGAGCGUCCUGCACCCACAGUCUCAGCGUCCGUCCCACGCACCCCCAUCACCAUGCGCAACCCAUUCGACCUCGACGAGGACGAAGAUGCCGACGGCUCCGACAUGCCCAUUCGCCGCGCCAUCGACAUCAAAGUCGGGCUCGAGAAGAAGAGGCAACGACGCAAGGAGAAGCUGUACCGCAAGCAACACCGCAAAGGUGCCAAAGAAAAGCGUCCCGCUCCUGGUCGCGGCGCAGAACGCAUGCGCGAGAUGGGCCUCGCGGUACACGCUCACAAAGGCAAGACAAAUGCCUUCCAACCGUUUGGAAUCCGCAAAGAUGCGGAUGAGGAGGAUAUGCAUGUUUUGUCGGCGUAG